CCGGUUGCAGACUGCAGCCCCGCUGACGAAAGUCAUAGGCUCUAGAAAGCUAGAGAGGGAUGCGAAGGAGGCUGGAGGGUUUUGCCUGGGCUCAGGGCUAGCAAGACCAUUUCUCGGAAGCUCACAGUCGCUCAGGCAUCGCAGGCUGCCCGGGUCCUCCAGACAGAGACAGAGCGGCGUCUCUAUGAUCAAAGAGACAUAGAGCGGUCCUCUCUUCCCCACCAGGUGGGACUGCGCAUGUGCGGAAGCUGCAGCCUCGAACCAUGGCGGAAGAAGGGGAAAGAAAAAAGAUCCCUUUGGUUCCAGAAAAUCUCCUGAAAAAGAGGAAGGCUUAUCAGGCUCUCAAAGCCACCCAAGCAAAGCAGGCACUUUUGGCAAAGAGGGAGAGGAAAUCAAAAGAAGUCAGGUUUAAACGACUGGAAUCAUUUGUACGUGAUUCCUGGCGGCAGCGGCGUGACGAUGUGCGGGUCCGGCGACUAGAAGUGAAGCCUCAUGCGUUGGAAGUACCUGAUAAACACCCCUUGGCCUUUGUUAUACGCCUGGAAAGGACAGAAGGAGUCAGUUUAUUGGUAAAGAAGACAAUAGCAAAACUUCGCCUGAAGAAAUUGUUCAGUGGUGUCUUUGUCCUUGUCACCCCUCAAAGUGUGAAGCUGCUGCGCACAGUGGAGCCUUAUGUGACAUGGGGAUUUCCAAAUCUGAAGUCUGUUCGGGAGCUCAUCUUGAAACGAGGCCAGGCAAAGAUUAACAAUAAGACUGUCCCUCUGACAGACAACACAGUGAUUGAGGAGCACCUGGGGAGAUUUGGUGUCAUUUGCCUGGAAGACCUCAUCCAUGAAAUUGCCUUCCCAGGGGAGCAUUUCCAGAAGAUCUCUUCAUUCUUGUGCCCUUUCCAGCUCUCUGUGGCCCGUCAUGCCACCAAGAAUAGAGUGGGCUUCCUCAAGGAGAUGGGCUCUCCUGGCUACCGGGGUGUACGCAUCAAUCAGCUCAUCCGCCAGCUGAACUAGACAGGGACCAGGACUCCAAAAGCACAGUGCAUUGGAAGAGUGCUUUUUGUUAUUUAAAAUUAUCAAGUAUCUUCAGAGAAGAUUAUUUUCUGCUUUCAGCACCUGGAAGGAGGCGGAGAGACAGACAGCAGGGUUUGAGCAUUGCACCCUGCCCUGUUCCAUGGAAAAAGACUUUGUUCUCCACAACGGCUGCCCCUGCCUCCAAAACCCAUGCAGGCCAUGUAGGAAAGAGUUGCCCUGCUUCGUUCUGUAUAUUAUCUUGGUGUUUAAUGUUGACGGGCAAGUGGCCCAAACAUCCCUCCCACCCUUCCAGGACUCCAGCAAUGGGCCAGACCCCAGGGGCAUACUUGAACCUGGAAGAAAAGAGUCUUGGUUUUUACCUAUUUUAUUUUUGUCAUCGCAGGUGGCUUUUUUUGUUGUUUGUUUAGGACAACGUCUCACUGUGUAAUCGUGGCUGGCCUUAACUCUAGCCAUCUUCCUAAGUGCUGAGAUUACAGGCGGUGUGUGCCUCGGAACCUAUUCCUGAGACGUGAAAUGCAGUUAGGAAGGUGACAAAAGCCAUGCUUGGUUUUGUGCUAUGAGGCCAUGUUGCAACUUCAGUGUUGGCUUUGA
Cricetulus griseus (Chinese hamster) is the source of this 1616-nucleotide messenger RNA. Lineage: Eukaryota; Metazoa; Chordata; Mammalia; Rodentia; Cricetidae. The record is from RefSeq and is a predicted model, not a curated record.